AUGCCAAAAGAGGAAAACACUGGUGGGAACGAAGGUUCUCGAGAAUCAGCAGAACCGAACGACUUGCAGAUGUUUCUGAGAAUCAAGAUGAACCAGAGGAGCUGAGUGCACAGACAAAACUUUAUGUGCCGACGCUCGAGAAGGAGUACAAACUCAAGAUUGAUAAGAUCCUCGGUACAUCCAUCUCCCGCCGAUACUUCCCCAUUGAAAAUAGUCCCCUUCAGGCAGUGGUUCUUAUUCGCGGGUCGCCCGUGCCACGUACGGAGACAAGAAGAUCGAGGUGGCUGCGAAGAUAAUCAACAUCACUCCGACUCGCGAGAAGGAUGAUUACAUCAAGAAGUUUCUGCCGCGAGAGAAGGAGAUCGUGAAACUUCUGAAGCAUGACAACAUAUGUCGCCUCCACGACAUGAUCACCUUCCCGGAUCACAUUGUAUUCGUGACGGAGUUCUGUGCCGGAGGAGACCUUCUUCGCAAGAUGAAGGACAUAAAAGUGAUGGGUGAGGAGGACGCCAAGUUCACGUUCAGACAGUUCAUCGCCGCGCUCACCGUAAUCCCCAAUCUUUCGCUCCCCCGUUCACCCCGAUCCCAUUCCAGCACCUCCAAUCCUACAAUAUCGUCCACCGUGAUCUGAAGUGCGAGAACAUCUUCCUGGACAAAUACGAGAAUGUGAAACUCGGUGACUUCGGCUUCGCGCGUAUUUUGAAAGCGGGCGAGAAGUCUGGAACCUUCUGCGGAUCCCGGGCUUACGUGGCUCCCGAGAUCCUCCGCGGAAGAGAAUAUUCGGGAAAUGCGGUGGACGUCUGGAGCACUGGCAUCAUCCUCUACAUCAUGCUCACCGGCUCGAUGCCCUUCGACGACCGUAACCCGCAGAAGAUGAUCGAGAGGCAGUUGGCGCACAGAGUCAAGUGGGAAAAAUACGCUCGUUCCCUUGCAAUCACUACUUUUUAGAUUCCCAAAAUCGUGCACGGCGUCGACUCACGCUAAGGCUCUCAUUCUGGAAAUUCUGCAGCCGCACGCUCCGAAUCGCCCAACGUACAAGUCGAUUUGCGAAUCGGAGUGGCUCCGAAACCAGCCGUAUUACAUGAGACCGAACGAGCCGCCGAAGAUGGGAGCAGAGAAGGUUUUGACCCCGAAGGUGCCAGUGAAGGACAGCAAAAGACAGCAUGCUUGA
Molecule: messenger RNA, 1171 nt
Organism: Caenorhabditis sp. 36 PRJEB53466
Lineage: Eukaryota; Metazoa; Nematoda; Chromadorea; Rhabditida; Rhabditidae
Source: the annotation of a GenBank genome assembly